CAAAUGAGAGGAAGUACUGAGAAGAAGCCAGUUAUUACAUUGCACUGUCCAUUUUAGGCUUUGUUUGGAUUCUAUUUUAGUAGGUUCUAGUACUGAAAUUAUAUUUGACAAUGCUAAGGCAUUGUACUGGAUUUAGAGUUUCCCUGGUUGUACUAUAUGCUAUAUCAGUCUGUCUAAAUUAUGCAGUGGCCAUCCAGGUGACCUCCACAGGGCCACAGACAAUCAAGCAACCACAGGGAGCGAAUAUUACUUUGGGCUGUACCUAUAGUGAGAGCCCAUCUGACACUGGGCAGCUGGAUGUCGAGUGGUCCAUUCUCAGUCCAGACAUGACUCAGAAAGACAAGUUGAUCUUAUCUUACUCUGGGGGAAACGAGUACAAAUUUGGUGACCCAAGCCUGAUGAGUCGACUAAAGUUUGUGGGUGACCCCAGCCGAGGAGAUGCCAGCAUCAUCAUCUCUCCCCUGCGUGUCUCUGAUACAGCCACCUACGAGUGCAAAGUGAAGAAGCUACCUGGUAUAGACACAAGGAAGAUCACUUUAGUGAUACUUGUGAAGCCCUCUGUGCCCAAAUGUUGGGUUCAAAAUGGUGAGGAGAUUGGAAGCACUGUCUCACUGGCAUGCAAAUCAUCUGAGGGUUCAAUUCCUAUAAUCUACACAUGGACAAAAGAGAAUGGUGCGGCAAUGCCACCCACUGCAUCCCAGAGUCCUCAGACUGGAGAACUGCUAAUCUACAACCAUUCACAGAGCUACACAGGCACCUAUGUGUGUGCAGUCAACAAUGACGUAGGGAAGGAGCAAUGCAAGUACACACUGAGUGCAUAUAAUGCAACCAGCAAGGCUGGAAUAAUUGCAGGGGCUGUGAUAGGUGCAUUGCUACUUUUGCUGCUACUCUUAUUGUUAAUCUGGCUUCUUGUAUGCUGCUGCCAGAAAAAACGCUAUGAAAAGGAAACUGCCAAUGAAAUCAAGGAGGAUGCUGCAGCACCAGAAAGUCGUCCCGGUAGCAGGUUUUCUAGUUUCCGCUCCAUCAUGGGUUACCACCCCCACCAGGGAGUCACCUACAGUUCAGUUAGGAAUGGUAAACCAGGAAGGGCUGAUUCAAACAAGAGAAGCUUCAGUAACAGCCAGAGUCAAGCAACUUCACAAGGCCCAAUAACAUACAACAGCAAAUAUGGCUAUGCUGUUUGAACACAGUCACCUUGCCAAAAACAGGUUAUUAUGCCGAACAGAUGAAAUGCUUGAACUGUAUAUUCCUAAUGCAUCAUGAAUUUUCAUGCAAUUGCUUUGUUUCUCUGCAGUGUUUUUCUGAGGCACCGCCCACAAUGUCAGUCUUUUCGAUGUGACAAUUAUGUAUUUUCUAUUUUUUAUGUAAGUCAUUUUCUUGUUGGGGGAAAAAACUGGGUUCAUAAGAAUUUAUUUUUUAAAAAAACAUAAAGGAAACUAAUAGUAAAUAAAUAUAUAAACAAACGGUUUGAUAUGUCGUUUUGCCUUGGGGAAAAAUGUCAAACCUUGUGGAUAAACAUGUGGACAACUUUUAACAAAACUUUGUUUAGUAGUACUAAGUAUUUGGAAAAAUGUUUCCUGGACAGUUUGUGUUAAAUGAAACCAAAUAUUAAGGUUAAAUUUGGACACUUGCCAAACAUGGGUCUGAUGGAAUUGUUCUCAAGCCACGUUUUACAGUCAUCGAUUUAUAAUGUGGCUUGCGGCCCUCCAGCCUCUUACUUUUUCUUUCUUUUUGUGGAAAACGUGUUGUUUCAAAGAGUUGACCUAUUCUCUUA
Clarias gariepinus (North African catfish) is the source of this 1774-nucleotide messenger RNA. It is a transcript of the gene vsig8b, whose product is annotated as V-set and immunoglobulin domain containing 8b. Gene Ontology annotation, cellular component: membrane. The record is from RefSeq and is a predicted model, not a curated record. NCBI's taxonomy places the organism in Eukaryota, Metazoa, Chordata, Actinopteri, Siluriformes, Clariidae. The transcript is spliced from 8 exons. The coding region runs from base 111 to 1184 and encodes 357 amino acids.